Triticum dicoccoides is the source of this 1536-nucleotide messenger RNA. Its product is annotated as obtusifoliol 14-alpha demethylase-like. The record is from RefSeq and is a predicted model, not a curated record. Gene Ontology annotation, molecular function: oxidoreductase activity, acting on paired donors, with incorporation or reduction of molecular oxygen; monooxygenase activity; heme binding. Lineage: Eukaryota; Viridiplantae; Streptophyta; Magnoliopsida; Poales; Poaceae. Bases 1 to 1536 code for a protein of 511 amino acids. The transcript is spliced from 3 exons.
AUGGAGAGGGUCACAAUACACACGGCAGCAUGUUUCACCAUAGCAUUCGUGGUUCUCACCACGAUCAUCUCCAAGAUCAUUGCAAGAAUCAGAACUGUUCAUCUUGUGCGCAAAGGAGAAAGAUCACCAAUUACUCAGCGCCCACCACAUGUUGUGAGUGGAGCUCCUCUAAUGGCAGCCCUGCUCACACUUGUGACGCCCAAGAAGGGUUUACAUGCUGCAAUCCAUGAACUACACAUGAAGAUGGGAAGUGUGUUCACAGUGAACCUUUUCGGGCUAAAGAAGGUUACAUUUUUGGUUGGGCCAGAGGUCACUCCUCAUUUCUUCAAGGGAUCGCCAUCCGAUAUCGACUUCGGGGAUACAGCUAAGAUCAUUGUGCCCGUCCUCGGUCCAGGAGUUCUGUUUGGUGUGGACAUGGCUACCAGGAAUGAGCAGAUCCGAUUUUGUACCAAGGCGAUACAGCCGGCGAGGUUGCGAAGAGAUGUUCAUUCCAUGGUUUGCGAAGUGGAGGACUACUUUGCAAAAUGGGGACAAAGUGGCACGGUUGAUUUAAAGCAUGAGCUUGGCCACCUAAUCGUGUUGAUCGCAAACAGAUGCUUGCUUGGCAAUGAGAUCAAAGUCAACAACUUGGAAGAAGUGUCAAAACUCCUCCAUGAACUAUUUGAAAACAGCUUCCACAUGAUCAACUUAUUCUUCCCGCACCUCCCAAUUCCGCCGCACCGCCGACGCGACGAAGCGCGUGCAAGGCUGGGAGAAAUACUCCACGAGAUAGUCAGAUCACGUAGAAGAAUUAGCCCAGCCCGAGUUAUGGACAACAAUGAUGACAACGAAGGCGAUGUGUUGCAGAGCUUCAUAGACUCAAAAUACAGUGACGGCCGAUCCAUGACAGAGAGUGAGAUCGUCGGGCUACUCAUUGCCAUCUUGUUCGCCGGGCAGCAUACGAGCUCAAGUAGCAGCACCUGGACAGGAGCUUGCCUGCUAAGCAAUCAAAAGUACAUGACAGCUGCCAUGGAAGAGCAACAGAAAAUCAUUGAGCAAAAUGGAGAACCCAUUGACUACACCAUCUUGUCAAAGAUGGAUACCUUGCGUUUCUGUAUCAAAGAGGCACUGAGGCUUUAUUCUCCGACGCCAUUAUUACUUCGUCAUGCACACAAGAGCUUCGCUGUGCAAACCAGAGAUGGCAUGGAAUAUGAGAUCCCAGAAGGGCAUGCUUUGGCGUGCUCCAUAGCAGUAAGCAACAAGUUGCCUUACAUAUUUAAGAACCCUAAUGUGUAUGAUCCAUGCCGGUUUGGCCCAGGAAGAGAGGAGGACAAAACUGGCGGCAAGUUUUCAGACAUAUCGUUUGGUGCUGGGAGGUAUUCUUGCUUGGGACAGGAUUAUGCUUUCAUGCAAAUCAAGGUGAUAUGGAGCUAUUUGCUGAGGAACUUCGAGCUUGAGUUGAUCUCUCCUUUCCCCGAAUUAGAGAAUGAUAAAAUAUUACCAGGACCUAGAGGAAAUGUGAUGGUUACCUACAGGAGAAUGUCAAUAGUUACUUAG